UUUGUUUAUUUCCGUCUCUUCCUGGUGAAGCCAGUGUUUUAUCCUCAGCUGAACGCUGCGCGGAGCUGCGACUCAUCCAACAUGGCGGGCCAGGAAGACCCAGUGCAGCGAGAGAUCCACCAGGACUGGGCCAAUCGAGAGUAUAUAGAAGUGAUUACGAGCAGCAUUAAGAAAAUCGCCGACUUCUUAAAUUCAUUCGAUAUGUCGUGUCGAUCUCGUCUGGCCACUCUCAAUGAGAAGCUGACGGCGCUGGAAAGGAGGAUUGAAUAUAUUGAGGCCAGAGUGACAAAAGGGGAGACCUUGACCUAGGACUCAUCAUAAGAAACCCAUAGAAGCCUCCAGUGACCCUUCCACCUCCCACCUCCCACCUCAACGUUUUGGAAUACAUGUGAUGGACUCCACCCUCCGCUUUUUGGGACCAUGUGGACCAUUUUUAUAUGAUAUGACCUAGUUUUGUUUUAUCUCAUGACACAUUUGUAUAGAAGAUGUAUGUUGGAAUCAUUAAUAUUAUUAAACUAAAUCCCAAAGGCAUCUGAUGAAAAAAGAAAAAAAAUCCUGCAAACUAAUUAAGAAUCUUGUUGACCUUUUGUGUUGCAUACAUUGUCAUUACUGAAACAGAGGUUUAUUAAAAAGGGGGGGAAACAUUCUUGUGUGCCAAGUUGAACAACAUAUUGUGUCGUCGCCUUUGUUGAGGACCUGCUUGUACAGUGAACUGUUUGGUGAUGUUUCAGGAUUUAAAUACUGUAAUAAAUGAUUAACAGCGGCUCUGAGUGAAUGCUGUUUGACACAA
Messenger RNA from Salarias fasciatus (jewelled blenny), 790 nucleotides. RefSeq names its product BRICK1 subunit of SCAR/WAVE actin nucleating complex (gene brk1). The coding region runs from base 82 to 309 and encodes 75 amino acids. Gene Ontology annotation, cellular component: SCAR complex. The record is from RefSeq and is a predicted model, not a curated record. Gene Ontology annotation, molecular function: protein-containing complex binding. Gene Ontology annotation, biological process: regulation of actin polymerization or depolymerization; actin filament organization; cell motility. Lineage: Eukaryota; Metazoa; Chordata; Actinopteri; Blenniiformes; Blenniidae. The transcript has 3 exons.